Lasiodiplodia theobromae is the source of this 390-nucleotide messenger RNA. RefSeq lists its product as uncharacterized. Lineage: Eukaryota; Fungi; Ascomycota; Dothideomycetes; Botryosphaeriales; Botryosphaeriaceae. The transcript is spliced from 3 exons. The coding region runs from base 1 to 390 and encodes 129 amino acids. The record is from RefSeq and is a predicted model, not a curated record.
AUGCAGCGACAAGAGCCACACACCCAGCCACCGCCGCUGAUCAGGCCGCGCCCACAGUAUCAGCAGGACGAGCAGUAUCGACGGAACCAGCAAUAUCGCCAGCAACAGAGCCAGAAGCUACAAGAGAAACCCACUACCUCGUCUCUCUCUCCGCCGUCCAGAACCACCACAGCCCCUCCUUCUCCGAGCGCCGAACAGUGCACAUACUCGUCUUUGAUGAGAGACAAAUGUGUCUACGAGGUUGAAGCUGGUAUGGAGAAUAUCAACAUCGACGAAGACUGGAUCUCUCGAAACGGCGCCUUCGCUUGUAUCUGGGCCCUGACUUACAAGCUGGGCGACACCGUCUCUGAGUCUGUCGAAGUUCCCGCGAAGCAUAACACGAGAGGAUAA